AUGGCGUCAAUGGCGGCAGUGGAGAAAUCAACCGCCGCGAGUGUCCAAACCAUCGCCCAGUCCAACCCGCCCCAAGUCCCUCCCCAGUACAUCCAACCCCCUCAAACCCGACCCUUUUGCUCCUCCGCUCGCGCCCCCGCCGCCAACAUUCCCGCAAUCGACCUGUCCGGACUCGAUCCGACCCACCGGGACCGGGUCCGGGUCCGGGCCCAGAUCGGGCGGGCUUGCAGGGACUGGGGGGCCUUCCACGUCACCAACCACGGAGUCCCCAGCUCUCUCCUCGACCGCGCUCGCGCCGUGGGCUCGUCCUUCUUCGGGGAUUCCUCCAUGGACGAGAAGCUCGCGUACGCUUGCGACCCGAGCUCCUCUGCCACGGAGGGAUACGGAAGCCGGAUGCUCGAGAACGACGACUCGGUAUUGGACUGGAGGGACUACUUCGAUCACCACACUCUGCCUCUCUCUCGUCGCGACCCCUCUCGCUGGCCCAGUUCGCCUCCUGAUUACAGAGAAGUUAUGGCUGAGUACAGUGAUCGAAUGGGGUUGCUGGCGAAGCAGCUACUAGGCCUAAUUUCGGAAAGUUUGGGAUUGCCAACUUUGUGCAUCGAGCAUGCGGUGGGGGAGUUCUACCAGAACAUUACAAUUAGCUAUUACCCUCCGUGCCCGCAACCAGACCUGACUCUUGGUCUGCAAGCACACUCCGAUAUGGGCGCGAUCACCCUUUUGAUCCAGGAUGAUGUUGGGGGACUUCAGGUUUUGAAGGAUGGGGAAUGGGUCACAGUCGAGCCGUUGUCAGACGCCAUUGUUGUCCUUUUGGCUGAUCAAACUGAGGUUUUUACCGUUUCUCUUGGAUUCUUGUUGUCAAUGCGUUGCUUGAUUAUCCAUGCUGUUUUAAAGAAUCUAAAAUCAGCAUAAUCUUCUUGCUUAGUGCUUACAUGUAUCUUUCGGUUCAUAUUGAUGAAUUGAUGUUGGAGUUUCAUGAUCAGGGCAAAUCAUUAUUGUCAAGUAGAGGCAUUUAAAUACUUUUUGACAAGAUGCAAAUUCAGAAACUUCUUAUUCUUUUCAAACUGCUUAAGAAGAAAAUAAAUUUUUAAGUGCUUCUUUCUAGUCUUCCAAAACUUUCUAACUGCUGUUCCAAAGGUGCAGCGAAUGCUUGCUUCCUUAGCAUUUGCUUGAUGAUUCAAUUGCUUGUCGAAUAAAGUUAGUGGUCUAGGUAACUUUCGGUACCUUUAAAGAUAGCAUCCAUUUACACUUGUCAAAAAAAGCAAAAAGAAUGAUUGAAUCCUGUUACACUGUGUUACCCGAUUGGUUUGGGGAGUCUGAAACUUGAAUACACUAUUAUUGACAUUGUUCUCCCAAAAAAGAUGGGGUUAUCUUUUGCCUUUAGUUAUGGAGUAUUUUAUAUCAAAGAGGUAGCUACAUUACUUAUGCUGUCCUCAUUGGUUACUAUGAAGACAUGAGAGGAUGGAUACUCCGCCAGAUAAAGCAAGUUUCUCCCAAAUUUAUGGUUUGUAUAUGCAUAUAUGAAGCUGUUUUAUUGUGAUAAGUUGCUCUUUCAUGCAUCCCUUCAGUUUAGUACAUUAUCAUUAGUUGGUGUGUGUAUGACAUCUUUUGUUACCGAUUCCUGAGUUGUACCCAGUGAUUUAGCUCACAAUAACACAACCCAAUAAAACGACUAUUGAUACCUGAGUUUAUUACCCAAGAUUUCAAUUCAUUCCUUGGACUUCUGAUUGGAUUGUCUUUU
This is a messenger RNA of Rhodamnia argentea, 1741 nucleotides long. Its product is annotated as jasmonate-induced oxygenase 4. Lineage: Eukaryota; Viridiplantae; Streptophyta; Magnoliopsida; Myrtales; Myrtaceae. The record is from RefSeq and is a predicted model, not a curated record. Bases 1 to 912 code for a protein of 303 amino acids. The transcript is spliced from 3 exons.